Messenger RNA from Alosa alosa (allis shad), 2681 nucleotides. It is a transcript of the gene asphd1, whose product is annotated as aspartate beta-hydroxylase domain containing 1. NCBI's taxonomy places the organism in Eukaryota, Metazoa, Chordata, Actinopteri, Clupeiformes, Clupeidae. The record is from RefSeq and is a predicted model, not a curated record.
GCCGCUCGGCUGGUGGGAUAAAGCUCCGUAUCAGCAGCGAUAUUACGUAAACAUUCUCAGGUCGAUAUCUUCUUUUCGCGUGUUUCCGCCAAGGAGGGGGGCUUCCGUUCGAUGUUUUCCGGUAACAUGAAAUGCGGAACACACAGACUUCGGGAAGUGCAGUUGCGCAUUCCACAGAGACAGCCUGCUCGGGUAGAUUACCAGAGAACGUGGAGCGGCAGAGACGGAGAGUGUGAGGAGGGAAGACGGGAGGAUGUGGUGGAAUUUGGAGCAGCUGACGUUGCCCCCGGUGACGGGUCUGUUGUCACUGGCGUCGCCGCCGGUUACAGGGUUGCUAUGGUCACUGCUGCUGUUGUUUCUGUGGUACUGUUACCGCCUGGGCUCUGAGCCCUCCCCUCGGGGGAGGAGUCACACCCUCCCACGCCAGACCAGCUCUCCAGAGCCACGCCCCUCCAUGGAGGCCAACGCCCCCAUCACCAUGGAAACCAGUGAUGGACAAGGGGUUGAGAGUUACCUCACACCAGUGCUAAGCCACGCCCUCUUCCCAGUCUCAGCGUCAGCAGGAAGCAGGAAGCUGUACGAAGCUCUGCAGGAGUACGCCAAGCGCUACAGCUGGUCCGGCAUGGCUCGCAUACACCGGGGGCUACGCCAUCAGUCCAGGUUCUACCUCCCCAUUGUCCCCCAUUCCUUCCCUCGGGCCCAUCGUCAUGAUCCCGGGCUUUUGAUAGCAUCCCGGAUCAUCCUGAGUUCCAGUUAUCAAAGAGGCAUUGACCCAAAACUGGGUUGGAUGAACCAGGGGCCCAAGGGCCAGGCCGUGUUCCCCCUGUAUAAUGCAGGUGUGUGUGGCGCUCAACUGCCGUGGCGUGCUCUCUGUUCGCCCCUGCUGUGCCGCUGGCGCGCCCACUCUUCAUCAGUUCCAACGCCUGCCAGGUUCUGGCUCCCACCAGGAGUCUGUGUGGGCGGAGCCUACGGGCCCACUAACACACGUCUCCGAUGUCACCUGGGUUCUGCUGAGGAUGGCCCGAGGGUGAUAUUCAGUGUGGAUCUGUGGCAUCCUAAUGUGGCUGCAGCAGAGAGACAGGCUCUGGACUACAUAUUUGCUCCCGAACAAUAAACAUCAACAAGAUAAACAACAACAAAUCAGCACAAACACACUGUUUCUCUUGAGGCCACGCCCAUAUGGCAGCCCCACCCACCCCAGAAUCACAACCAAUCAAACAACCUCACAUGAAGGCCACACCCACCCCAGAAUCACAACCAAUCAAACAACCUCACAUGAAGGCCACACCCACCCCAGAAUCACAACCAAUCAAACAACCUCACAUGAAGGCCACACCCACCCCAGAAUCACAACCAAUCAAACAACCUCACAUGAGGCCACACCCACCCCAGAAUCACAACCAAUCAAACAACCUCACAUGAAGGCCACACCCAUUCCUGGAACAGCGUUGUGAUCGGAGGAACAGCAGCAGGAGGUGAACUGAUUAAACUUGAAGAGAUGACUGACUCCCUCAGCAGCAGAAAUAAUCCCAAGCAUCCCAACCAUCACCCUGCUGCCUCCUACAGCAGAAUAAUCCCAACCAUCCCAACCAUCACCCUGCUGCCUCUUACAGUUAUAUAUAAUUGAGGAGGCUAACCUGUAGCAUGUGCCUGCUCUUUGCAUGGUGGCUGAUGUCAACCUAACUAGCAGUUUAGCAUGCGGGUGUGUGUGUGAGAGAGAGAUGUUUACAAUUGAAAUUAAUCAAUUUGAAUUUAUUUAUGGUCUUGAAAUAUUUAUUCUUAUUCUUAUAAUAUCUAUUUUGGAAUUAUAUCUGAGGUUUUAUAUGUUGUUAUAUUAUUGAUUUAGGGUGGUAUUAUUAGUUUUAUGUGAUUAUUUUUUUAUUAUUUUAAAAUAAUAAAUUGUAUUUAUUAUUUCCCUGUAUUUAUAACAUUUUAUAUAAUAUGUAAGAUUUGCAUCCUCUUAUAUUCAUAUUAUUUAAGCCAUUGUACAUUUUAUAUUGCAUUAUUAUUAUUUAUAAUUAUGCAUUUUAUAAUAUGUUAUUAUUUUUUAUAAUUAUGCAUUUUAUAAUAUGUUGUUAUUAUUUAUCCGUUGGCUGUAGGCAUGAUGAGCUGUGAUCUUUCAUGAACCCUGUUAUUUUAGUAUUGAUUAGUUAUGCCUGAUGCCUCACAGAACCCUGAGCACUUGUGAUAUUCUACAGUUGAUUAGUUAUGCCUGAUGCCACACAAAACCCUGAGCACUUGUGAUAUUCUACUGUUGAUUAGUUAUGCCUGAUGUUUUGAUGGAACCUGAGCACCUGUGAUAUUCUACUGUUGAUUAGUUAUGCCUGAUUUUCCCUGAACCCUGUGACUGUGAUCUGAAAUCUGACUGUGCUUCAUAAACCCAAACCCUCCCCUAACCUAACACAAACCCAACCUCUAACCUAACACAAACCCAACCCUAACCCUCCCCUAACCUAACACAAACCCUCCCCUAACCCCUGGAAGAUGAUGCAUGUAUAUUUAUAUAUGCGCUGAAUAUAUAAAUAAAACAGAUGGAUCUACCCAGAAUGCCACUCUUCUGACGUAAAACUUGUUUUCCACCCGGCGCAAAGUUUAAUUCCUUAUUUUGCACGUUUAAUUUUUUAAACAAUGCGCCCAGGGGUGUGGCAAUUAACAACUUAGGGAGUGGCUUAGUGCAUUGU